AUGGCGUUGGAUACCACUCGGGCAGCGUGGCUGUAUCCUCUUUGGGGCAUUUACUACUUUGCAACUCAUCGCUGGCUUUGGCCUUUGUUCAAGGCCCGGCUCCUUCCUAUCGUUCUCUUAUCGACUUUCGUUUACUUCCUUCUCUUCUUCUUUACAUACAUUCCACAGGUGGCCUUUUUGGCCAUCUUCCAGGGCCGCGGGGCAUGGGUGAGCGGUGUAUUUUUGGUACUCGGAGAAGGUUCUGCCGUUGUUACCGCAUUGUUUGAGGCGUUCUUCGUAGACGAGACGUUGGUGGAUAUUUUCGACUCCGUCUUGGUGAAUGAAGGACACGAAGAGCUUGUCCUGACCUCACGAGUUCUGUACCCGGAUGGAGACCCAAGAACUCGUCUUGGUACCCCAACUACCAGCGCUGUUUACUCGCCAUUUUCCUUGCGACAAAUCAUCGAACUUAUCGUCUUGCUACCUCUGCACUUUAUCCCAGUGGCUGGAGUUCCCAUGUUCCUAGUGCUAACUGGUUACCGUGCCGGUCCGUUCCAACACUGGCGCUAUUUCCAGCUGAUGAGUUACACAAAAAAGCAACGAAAGGAGAGCGUGCGUAGACGACAGCUGCAAUACACUACGUUCGGCACUGUCGCCUUGCUAUUGCAACUCGUCCCCGCCCUCUCUAUGAUGUUUUUAAUGACUUCUGCUGCUGGCUCUGCGAUAUGGGCUUCGGAGCUUGAGAAGAAACGACAACUUACCGCUGAACGUCCUCGCCAACAGGAAGGUGCUUAUCAAGAUGAUGUUGCGUGA
This is a messenger RNA of Penicillium taxi, 792 nucleotides long. RefSeq names its product EI24 domain-containing protein. The transcript has 3 exons. Bases 1 to 792 code for a protein of 263 amino acids. Gene Ontology annotation, cellular component: prospore membrane; ascospore wall; lipid droplet. The record is from RefSeq and is a predicted model, not a curated record. NCBI's taxonomy places the organism in Eukaryota, Fungi, Ascomycota, Eurotiomycetes, Eurotiales, Aspergillaceae.